AUGGAAGACACUAAGAUUCCCACAGAGAAUCAGGCCUGCGUUAUGCAGGCCAUUGGUCAGCUUGGGAUAGAGAGCAGACAGCUUCCACCUGAGCCAGGACCUUAUGAUGUCGUAGUAGCACCAAAGAAGACCGGAUUGUGCGGUUCAGACAUGCACAUUUUCCUUGACGGACGGGCCGGAGAAUCAGUUUUUGAUAAACCGCUUAUACUAGGCCACGAAGCUGCAGGCAUCGUUGCCAAAGGCAAGUUGCAUUUCACCUUGCAAGUCGGAGAUCGAGUUGCUAUGGAACCUGGUAUCUGCUGCCUGCGCUGUGAAUUCUGCAAAGGAGGAUCUUAUGGGCAAUGCGGCGAUUUCAAGUUUGCUGCUGCGGAUGGGUUUGACGGCACUCUACAAGGGUUCUUUACCAUUCCUGCUGAUUUUUGCUACCUACUUCCUGAAAAUGUCUCGUUAGAGGAAGGAGCAUUGGUUGAACCACUGAGUGUUGCAGUCAUGGCGGUCCAAAGCGUGGCCAAGAUGCCGCAUAAUGCCAAUGUCGCUGUGUUUGGGGCUGGGCCUGUUGGCCUGCUCACCAUGGCCGUGGCAAAGGCUCUCGGUGCACGACGAAUCCUUGCGGUUGAUGUUCAGCCGAAACGUCUCGAGUUUGCUCAGAACUAUGCAGCCACGGAAGUCCACCAAGCUAUAGCCAAGGAGCCGGGCGAGGACAGCAUGACCUAUGCGAAGCGACAUGCAAAAGUAAUCAUGGAAAAGUUUGGCUUUGGCGAGAGGGGCGAGGGCAUCGACCUUGUCAUCGAAUGUUCAGGUGCCGAAGUUUGCGUCCAGACCGGAAUCUGGUUGGUCAAACGCCGGGGAACCUGCGUCCAGGUCGGCGCUGGUCCCGCCAACAACCUAAUUCCCAUGUCCAUCUUUGUCAACAAGGAAGUCAGGCUGAUUGGCAGUCUGAGGUACGGACCUGGAUGUUACGCCUUGGCGAUUGAUCUUGUCCGUCAAGGACGUAUAGACUUGAAACCCCUGUUGACUCACCGUUUUCCUUUCACCGAUGCAAAGCUUGCCUUUAAGACGACCCAAGAUGGAAUUGGCCCAGAUGGGAAAAUGGCCAUCAAGACAAUCAUUGAUGGACCACUGGCAUGA
Molecule: messenger RNA, 1128 nt
Organism: Pestalotiopsis fici W106-1
Lineage: Eukaryota; Fungi; Ascomycota; Sordariomycetes; Amphisphaeriales; Sporocadaceae
Exons: 13
Coding region: 1-1128 (375 amino acids)
Biological process (GO): D-sorbitol catabolic process
Molecular function (GO): L-iditol 2-dehydrogenase (NAD+) activity
Source: RefSeq, a predicted model, not a curated record